AUGGAUCCGUUUGAUUUUCCCAUUGUGAUCGAUACUGGCCAAUUUCAAACAAGAAUAGGUAGUUCAGCUAAUAAGCUUCCUCAAGUCAUUAUUGAUACUGUAUUGUUUGAAAAAACUAAAGUGAAAGAAAUAGUGUUUGAUAAAAAUGUUUUUUCAGAUAAACUUAGAAAUAACAAAUCUUGUAUUGAAAAAAAUUCUCUAAGUUCAUCCAAUAAUUGGGAUUCAAAAAAAAAAUCACUUCUUGUAAACGAAUACCAAAACAUUACACGGCCAUUCAAUUAUCUUGAUGGACUUGAUUGGAAUUUAUUAGAAACUUUUUGGACUGACUUAGUUUCUAGAGAAAUGUGUUAUGACACUACAAUGUGCCCGGUUUUAUUGUCUGAACCUCAUAAUGCACCAUUUGACUUUCAAGAUCAUUCAAUGGAGUUUUUUUUCGAAUCACUCUCAGUGCCUUCAUUCAAUUGCAUCUCUCAGGAAUUACUUUCAGUAAAUGCAAUUCAAAGAGGUCUUCCAUAUAUUUUUCAAAAAAAAGAUAAUAAGGGCUCAGUUGGAAUUGUUGUACAUUUUAGUGAUUCAAGCAUUAGAAUACUUCCUAUUGCCUCCGGAUAUUUAUUAUCAGAGUAUAUUGGAGUUGUUAAUUUGGGAGGAUAUUCAAUAACAGAUUCGCUACUUGAUCAUUUUGGAAUAAACUUCAAAUCUUCCUCCCCAAUUACGCACCAAAACAUUGACAGCAUUAAAUCAUAUGGUAUUUUUGAUGGCAUUAUUUCAAAUAUGAUUAUUCCAUGCUUAUGCGACGAAAUUAUUUCCGUUGUUAAAAAAUGUCCAGUUGAUUAUUUACGACUUCUAUUAAAAAAUAUCAUAUUUAUCGGCGGAGCAUCAAUCAACUCUCUACUUUCCACAAAUUUUCAAAGUUAUUUUAAGAUUGUGUUAAAAAGAAGCAAUAUUAGCCUAGAAGAUAUUAAUGUUAUUAACUUAUCUAAUUCAUCUAACAUUGAAGAAAAAAUAUUGGGAACGUGUUCAACAUGGCUCGGUGGUUCUUAUUUUGCAAAGAACAUAGACAUGAUAGGUUGUUUUUUUAAUAAAGAACAGAAUAAAUGCGUAAAUAUUCUUAACAAUUGGAAUUUGCGUGAAAGUAUAGGAAAUAAAUGUCCCGAUUGGAUGGCUGAUGUAUGCUGGGUAAUUUAUGAUGUUAAAGAUGGAGAGGGAUUCUAUCUUCAAAGGAAUGUAUUUGAUAGGAUGGCAUUGGUUGUUUCAAAUCUUAAUGAAGCUAUGUAUUUAAAAAAAGAAGCCAAAUUUGCCGUCCUUAUUCUACCCCCAUUUUGCAAUAUUGCUCAUUGGACUUAUGACUCCAAACGCAGAUUACCCUGGUCAACGUUUUUUAGUAUUCAGCAAAAUGGAUUGCCAAUAUUAGAGUAUGACAUCUACAAAGGUUUUAUUGGUAUGGCUAAUAUAGGUGUUGAUGUUAUUGGACUAAACUUUGACUGGAACAAUAAUUCGUUUAAAUCAAAUACUUUAGUUGAACAUUACAAAAAAUCUGAAAUAUCUGAAUUAAAACAUUUCAAUUCAAGGUGCAUGUUUAACAGAUAUAUUGGAAAUGAUAAUGUAGUUUUUGCUGGCCAUUGUGAAUUGAUAAAAGUUAAGAACGCAAUUUGUCUUUCUUUUUUUAAGUUAAUGAGGCCCAGAGAAGUUUCUGAAGAAAUUUACAAAAUAUUUGAGUCUAACAAGAAACAAAAAAAGUUCCAAAAUUAUUUAAUCAAGUAUUCAGACGGAAUUCUCGUUCCAUGGCCAUUUGAGCUCAAGAAAUAUAAAGUUUUAGAUAUAAUUAGCUAUAAUGAUAAUGUAAAGAAGCAUGCACAAUUAUACAUGUCUUCAAAUACUUUUUUUGAUAAAAAAAAACCUUAUAUAAGUGUUCAUUUAAGAAGAAAUGAUUUUGUUUUUGUAAGGAACGAUGAUAUUCCAACAUUUCAUCAAGUUGUUGAUAGAUUGUCACAACUUUCAAAGGAUCUUAAUAUCAAACGUGUUGUGAUUUCUACAGAUAGCAAUGAAAGUGAGAAAAAUGAAUUAAUGGAAAUUUUUUCGAGACGAAACCUUGACUUACACAUAAUUAAUAUUAAAGAAAAGCUGGAAGAUGGGGUUAUUUCGGCAGUAAGUCAAGUAAUUCUUUUAAACGGUGAAUAUUUCAUCGGAACAAAAGAGUCACGUUUCAGUUUUUCAGUUGCAUGGGAUUGCAUCUUAUCAGCAAGGAAUGGUUUUAAAAGUAACUUUUCAGAAAAUUUUAACAAAUGUAAUGAAAUUUUUUGUGGAAAAGCCGGUGGGGAACGCUCAAUAUGCAGAGAACACUCAGACAGACUUCCAAUAUUCAAUCUAGAUGUUACUUAA
Messenger RNA from Cryptosporidium ubiquitum, 2379 nucleotides. RefSeq lists its product as uncharacterized. The transcript is spliced from 3 exons. The record is from RefSeq and is a predicted model, not a curated record. Gene Ontology annotation, molecular function: peptide-O-fucosyltransferase activity. Bases 1 to 2379 code for a protein of 792 amino acids. Gene Ontology annotation, biological process: protein O-linked glycosylation via fucose. Lineage: Eukaryota; Apicomplexa; Conoidasida; Eucoccidiorida; Cryptosporidiidae.